CUAUUUCGCUUUAAAAUAUAGCAAAAUCGUUUGGACGUAUCAAAUCCGGAACUUGGGAAGAUAGUAAAUUUGUUGAGGAACAUGGCCAGAGGUGAUCGAGAGGAAAACGAAAGGAAUUUACUGGACCUAAAUCUGUACUCUCUGGUGCCACAGCUGACGGAUCUGUCCAUGACACCAUUUUUCUCGUACAAGGGAUCUCUGACAACCCCUCCCUGUUAUCAGUCUGUUAACUGGAUUGUACUCGGUCAGUUCAUCCCGGCCAGUACCUACGUGAUGGACGUCAUGAGAAGUCUGCGAAAUCAAGAGGGACACCCCUUAUGCAACGGUUCCAGACCCCCUCAACCGCUAAAUGGCCGUGUAGUUCGCGGGUACAUGGGAUAGCUGCUUACGAGUUCAUAACAACCACUCUGCUUUAAAAGACGUAUCACCAUUUCUUUCUAGGCAUUCUGAAACAUUAUAGACCGGCUGCGACAAAAUAGAGAAAACGAUUUCGUAAAAGGACAAAAUGUGCAACAUUUUCAUUUUCAGUCAUUUCAAGAGUAAAUACGCUUGUGUUUUUCAACCAACCCCGUUCCCACCGAUAACGUAGCUUCAUCUUUCUGUAUAGCCCCCGCUAACGCAGCCUCACGGUUUCUUUAGAAACUUACCCUCUUUUGUAUUCAAAUAAUUAAUUUUCAAAACCAUUAAAUCUCCAAAAGGUUACACACUUAACCUUGCAACUAAAAAAAGAAGCCAUGUGCUCGAACAUUCGGGUAACUAAAACAAAACAAGUCUUGUUUUUAUUUUGUUCAUGCAAAAAACUCGUCGCGUCCAGUCCUGUUUAAGGGUAUAAAAGCGCAGCUUAUGAUUAGGGGACUUCGUAGGCCUUUGCUUAAUAUUUUCGUGGCCUCUCGAUAAGCCAAAUAACUUUACUAACAAAAAGCUCUCUCUUUUUGAAACAUCCACUUGCACUGUUGUAUCGUAAUCAAUCCACAUGUCUGAGAGAAACUACUUUGCAUCAUAGUAGAACAGGCGCCAAUAUACUGAUACAUUAUUGGCGCCAGAAAUUCGCAACUAGAUGUGGAGGUACAAUACAUUCACACCUAUUGUGCAUAAUGAAACUACUGUAAGUGUAAACAAACCAUCUUUUAAGUUUAUUUGGUGCAAGUUAAUCAGAGCGACACUCUUUCAAAGUCACAACUGUCAUUAGAUAUGUUGAAUGUUAAAUAAAGCACCGCUUCAUUCUUACUAAAA
Molecule: messenger RNA, 1233 nt
Organism: Pocillopora damicornis (cauliflower coral)
Lineage: Eukaryota; Metazoa; Cnidaria; Anthozoa; Scleractinia; Pocilloporidae
Product: carbonic anhydrase-like
Molecular function (GO): zinc ion binding; carbonate dehydratase activity
Source: RefSeq, a predicted model, not a curated record